Molecule: messenger RNA, 1595 nt
Organism: Rhopalosiphum padi (bird cherry-oat aphid)
Lineage: Eukaryota; Metazoa; Arthropoda; Insecta; Hemiptera; Aphididae
Exons: 1
Coding region: 27-1511 (494 amino acids)
Biological process (GO): regulation of transcription by RNA polymerase II
Cellular component (GO): nucleus
Molecular function (GO): double-stranded DNA binding
Source: RefSeq, a predicted model, not a curated record
UCGUGAUCUGUUAUUAUUCUGUAAAUAUGCCAAAAAUAAGGCCAACUAAUUCCAUUGUUUUAAAAAAAUACGUAUUAGAAUUUGGUGAGAAUGUGUUUUCGUGUGAUGAAUCUGUACUUUUCUGUAAAUUGUGCGAAACAAAAGUAAAUGCUGAACGGAGGUAUACAGUUACACACCAUAUUGAAACUGCAAAGCAUCAGCGGGCGGUUAAUCGACAAAAUACCACCAAAAUGUCUAUAUCACAACUUCAGGUAACAACAUUUACAAAAAAAUCAUCAUUUUCUAAAAACUUGUGUAAGGCCAUGUUAUCCGCCAAUAUUCCGUUGCAUAAAAUUAAUAAUUCAGAAUUUCGUUUAUUUUUGGAAACAUAUACGAAUAGAGACAUUCCGAGUGAAUCUACGUUACGCAAAAAUUACGUAGAUGAGGUGUACUCCGACACUUUAAAUAAAAUAAGAGACAAUAUAAAGGGAAAUAAAAUUUGGGUCUCAAUUGAUGAGACCACAGAUGUUAAUGGAAGAUAUGUGGCUAAUGUUGUGAUUGGAACACUUCAAAUAGACCAACCCGGAAAAGUGUAUUUAUUAAACACAGAAAUUCUCGAUAAAGCAAAUUAUUCAACAAUAACAAAAUUAUUCGAUAAAUCAAUGUUCCUUCUUUGGCCCGAUGGCAUUCGUCAUGACGACGUCCUUCUGUUUCUUAGUGAUGCAGCUCCAUAUAUGAUAAAAGCAGGGACUACAAUUAAAGCACUGUAUUCAAAAAUGAUCCACGUCACCUGCUUAGCCCAUGGUAUACAUCGAGUUGCAGAAGACAUACGAGGAAAAUUUCCAGAAAUAGAUAAACUCAUUGCUAAAAUUAAACAAAUAUUUUUAAAAGCACCAAGCCGAACUAUUCUUUUUAAAAAUAAAGUACCAGGUACACCAUUACCACCACAACCUAUUAUCACACGCUGGGGCACAUGGCUUGAGGCUGCUUCAUACUAUUGUAAACAUUUUAAUGAGGUAAAAAGUGUCGUGCAAGAACUUGAUCCUGACGAAGCUGUUUCAAUAAAAGUUUCACAAAAUAUUUUUACCCAGAUUUCAACUUCAGCCGAUUUAGUAUUUAUUCACUCGAACUACGGAUUUUUGCCGGACGCGAUUUUAAAAUUAGAAAAUCAAGGACUUCCGAUAGUUGAAGCUAUUGGAAUAAUUAAAAAUGUUCAAAAUAAAUUAGAAAAUAUAUUUUGUGAAAUCGGAAUUUCAGUCCAUGAAAAAUUCAAGAAAGUUAUUGAAAAGAAUAUCGGAUUUGAAACUAUUAUUAAAAUAAAUGAUAUACUCACUGGUCAAGGAAAAUGUUUCGAUGGUUUACCAGAAGACUUAACAAUAAACGAUAUAGCUUAUUUUAAAUACGCUCCACUUACAUCGACCGACGUAGAACGAAGUUUUUCGAGGUAUAAGAACUUAUUGGCUCCAAAUCGAAGAGCGUUCGAAUUCGAAAAUUUAAAACAAACACUUAUAGUCCAAUGCAAUAAGGUUUAAAAUUUAAAAUAUUUAAUAUGUUUAGAAUACGCAUAGAUUAUUAGUUAAUAUUUAUUAAUAUAAAAUGUAAAAAAUAUAUUUUUU